CCCCAACCUUCCCUCCCCUUUUCCAUCUCCAAGACCUUCAGCAUAUAACUAGGGUUUCACUCCCAUAACCAUUUAAACUCUGCAAUCAAAAUUCAAAACCCCACAAUUUCUCCUGAUUUUACAUUUCAUCGUAAGCUCUCGAAAUGAACUAUAACACCACUUCAAAAUCAUCUGAUCAUUUUCAAUCCAUGUUAAAAGAAUCAGUCGAUCGAUUUUUAUACGAAUACCGCAAAGGCGUCACCGAUUUUUCUAAUUUUACCAUGAUUUUCUCUCGUUUACUUCAAAAUUUACCCGAUCCCUCACUCGAAUAUGUUUGGUUUUACUCUGCACUAACUUUCUACACCACCAAAUUUACAGCUAUGCCCUCUUCAAAACACGUUUUAGCUGCCAAAGACUUGUUUCAGUUGCUAGUUUCUUGUUCCAGUUCAUGUAAUGUAGUUAAAAGAGUUGCGAUUCUAGGUCCAGUUAUUUACGAGUUGUACCACUCAGUGACUGAUAAAAAAGAUUCGAAGAGAGAUGUUGAGAGUUUGUUAGAAGGAAUAGCUAGUUACAUUAGUAUUUGUUGUGGCACCGAGUCCGAGCAAGAUGAUAGAAUGGAGUGUUUGAACUUGAAUUCUUGUUUUCUGGAUUUGGUACAUGUGUGGGUUGUUGAUCGAGUUGGAGAGAAUUGUGAGUUUGGGGACUUGAAGGUCUUUUUACCAAUUGUGGGCAAUAAAGUUCGUGAUGGUGUUGGUGUGGGCUGUAGGGUUGGGUACUUGGCUGGGAUUGUGAUGUGUGAAGCCUUUUUGUUAAGGUUAUGCUUGAAGUUUGGAGUGACAACCUCGAGGGAUGAAUGGGAGAAAGACUUGCGUGAUUGUGCCCUACAAAUGAUAACUGGGUUUCGAAGUUUCUGCUUUUUUGAUAUCCUUCUCGGGAUGCUGCUGGAGCCAGUUCUGCCUGUCACCUCCCUGCUGGUUUCAGAAGAUGAAGUUCUUUUGCAUCAUGUUCUGUACGAUGUUGUUGUAACUGCAGAGUAUUCAUUCCUCAUUUCUCAAAGAGGGAUUCAGUUACCUUGCAGAAACCUUAAAAUUCUUGCUAUGAGAUGGUUGUUUGUUGUUGACAAUGCAUUACGGUCUGUGAGGGAAAAUGGUGACCAGGCCAAAGUCAUUUCUUAUAUAAACGCUUUCUCCGAGUCUUACCUGCUCUCUCAAUUGAUCAAGUGGGUUACUAAUCAAAUUGGCAUGGGGGAAAAAACCAGCAAACCAAAUCUUUCCACUCCUGUCAAUCUUAUCAAGUGGCUGCUAGUUGUUGAGGAGCAAGGGAUAGGAGUAUUUGAUUUUGACAUCACCAAGAUUUAUGCCAAAACCGUAAUUUUCAAGUCAACUGUAGAGUAUGAUCGCCCAGUAAUUAUGCCCAAUGACAAGAGUUUGUUUGGAAGUCUCUUCUUGAACACUGAUAAUGAGAGGAGAUGGCAAGAUAAAGAUGACAGUGACCUGGAGAUGGUAGAUUUUGUGGAUACUGAGUUCUUGGCUGAUCCUUGCAUGAUGAAAUCAACAACUGAUAGUACAAGGAAACGCAAAGAAGGGAGAAACAUUGAAGGUGAAAUACCAGUUAAGUUUGUCAAGUAUAAUUUUCAUGAUAAUUCUGUGAGUGAGAAGUUUUCUCCUUUGGGAAACGAAGAUGGGGUGAGUAGCGGAAGUGAAGUUGAUAAUCCAAUCUCGGACGAAGAUAUGGAAGACAUGAAGCAUUAAAGCUGACACAAUUUGUUGACUCUGGACAGGCAAACCAUUUUUCUGGAGACAUCAGAAUUCAGACAUACCUCCUUCUAUUAAUAAGGACUAGUUAUACUGUGGUGGAUCUCUACUAUCUACUGGUAAAGAACCGGGAAGGAAUUUUCAUCAGUGCAGCCUUACAGGUUACGGGUUAUGCUAUCCUCCUCUCUGGUACAAUCAGGAGAUAAAGACUUAAGAAAUCAAGUUGUGUGUGGAACAUGUUUACUUUGUAGCUCAAAUAGAUCUAACGAAAAGGACGACUAGCCCAUCUUCUUCCGGUUAUCAGACACGUAUAGUAUGAGUACCUGUACCUAGAUGAUUGUCAUCUCGGAUGUAUGAAAUGUUUAUGUUAUAGCU
Molecule: messenger RNA, 2108 nt
Organism: Pistacia vera
Lineage: Eukaryota; Viridiplantae; Streptophyta; Magnoliopsida; Sapindales; Anacardiaceae
Exons: 5
Coding region: 144-1730 (528 amino acids)
Source: RefSeq, a predicted model, not a curated record